This is a messenger RNA of Fusarium vanettenii 77-13-4, 1028 nucleotides long. RefSeq lists its product as uncharacterized. The record is from RefSeq and is a predicted model, not a curated record. The transcript has a single exon. NCBI's taxonomy places the organism in Eukaryota, Fungi, Ascomycota, Sordariomycetes, Hypocreales, Nectriaceae. The coding region runs from base 35 to 955 and encodes 306 amino acids. Gene Ontology annotation, molecular function: triacylglycerol lipase activity. Gene Ontology annotation, biological process: glycerolipid catabolic process.
CACAUAGGCCGCCACUGCCAAGACUGCCAAGAAAAUGAAUGCCUCUCCAGAACUCUUCGUCGACAUCCCUAGCAAGCGCAAGGUCCGCAUUUGCUACCAAACCUUUGGCGAUCCUGCAGACUCGGCCGUCAUUCUCAUUGCGGGUCAUGCAGGGUCUAUGCUCGACUGGUCUGAUAAGCUCAUCCCCCUGUUCAGCCCUGAGGUCAGUCGACACUUUAUUAUUCGAUAUGACCAUCGAGACACGGGUCUUUCGACCGAGUUUCCCGUUCCUGGGGGGUACACCAUAUUAGACAUGGCGGACGAUGUCGAGGGUCUAGCCAACCAUCUUGGCCUGAACGAGAAGGGAUUCCACGUCGUCGGGGCCAGUAUGGGAGGAGGUAUCGCAACCCUGGUUGCCGCGCGCAGACCCCAACAGGUCAGGAGCCUGACUUUGCUGUACACAUCUCCCGGCCCAAGCGAGCAACUGCCGGUCAAAGACGUACUCAACCUUGGACUCCAACCAACAAUCGCCGGCUUCGGAGACGGGAGGGACACACACAUCAGAAACGGAAUCAUCCUUUACAACGGCCUCACAACUAAAGAACCCUCACCAGAGGAGAGACAGCGGUUCGAAGCUGGGAUCGCCCGGGUCGUGGACAGAGACAUGCGCGGAGGCACGCUGUACAGCAAGCAUGCAAACCACGGUGCCGCAUCUUUCGGUCACUGGCCUGGAAUCAAGCCAUUGAACGAAAUUAAGUGUCCGGCUACUGUGAUUCAGGCUGCCAAUGAUCAGAUCUUUGGUGUGGAGCAUGGAGAGACUUUGGCAAGGGAGAUUGAAAAGGCUGAAUAUGUCUUGUUUGAGGACGUUGGUCAUGAGUUGCCGUGGAGGGUUUGGAAGCCAUUGGCGGAGACGUUUUUGAAGACGUGGAAGAGAGGUGAUGAUGAGUGGGCGGAGGGAGCAGAGAGCAAGGAAUAGAUGAACAGGAGUAUGUAAGCAAUGUAAUAGAUGCUCCGUUAGAUAGAUAGCAAGCAUGGCCAAGGAGAUGUUU